Molecule: messenger RNA, 1911 nt
Organism: Fusarium proliferatum ET1
Lineage: Eukaryota; Fungi; Ascomycota; Sordariomycetes; Hypocreales; Nectriaceae
Exons: 8
Coding region: 1-1911 (636 amino acids)
Source: RefSeq, a predicted model, not a curated record
AUGCAAUACGUUGAGCAAUUGUGCCAGCGAGGUUGGCUCCAAGGCCACAGAGGCCUCGGUAUAGCUUUAACCUCUUCUUUACACCAAUUUGGGCAUGCCGCUGGGCGUGACAUAGAAGAAAAGGCUACUAAAAGCGGAGCAUCUCUCGACGAGCAGAUUCAAAAGCUUACAGUGUCCGUGAUUGUCCCUUCUGGUUUAGCACAACAUUCGACGACUACUUCAUCACCAGCACCCUUCAACAUUUUGGAGGUGACGUACGUUCACGCAGACCUCACCACCCCGCCCUACACGGACACUUUUAUCAAGAUCAACGACGACGCUCUACGUAAAGAGCUUAACGAACUAGCCGGAAAUAUCUGGCACGGAAAUAUUGGUUUUGGUCAAGACCCUGUCAACGCCAAGCGCCUGUACCAUUUCAUGGCUCGGCUUAUCGAGUACUGCAGAUGCGAAGAUGGCCAUAGUAGCGUAUCCUGUGCUUUACAACUUCUGGUAUAUUGGGCCAUCUCGUUCAACUCUACCAUUGAGGCAAAGGUAGAGGAGAUGCAGGCCACUAUGACUGCGGAUUUUGAGUACCUAUGGGCGCUCUUUGAGCCGGGCAAGAUUAUGGUAAUGGAAAACUUCCGCGGUAUGAAAGAUCUUACAGUCUGUGCCAGUCUUGUAGAGGUUGAGGAGCUCACCGAUAACGACAAACGACAGCUCCGCCUAACUGUGCAAACUAUUGACACCACUUCCGGUAAAUAUGGUUAUCACAAGCAAACCCGUUCUAUCAGAAGUUUUGUGGGAAAGGAACACGUUUGCGAUCUUGUCCUGUACCCAUUGUCAUACCACAAGGACUCCCAAGAGCUAGAGAAACGAUUAGUGUCCCGGGGCCGCGAGUUCAUAAAGCUAUCGAGCGGCGACUGUUUCCACCACCGAGAGUACGAGGGGAAGGCAUUCGUCAAUGGGUCAGACAUGACACCAGACUGGGAAGGCAAACGCAUCAUGGUUGACUGCGCCUUGAACAAGAUUCAAUCUCCUUCUGUGGUGCCGAAAAUCGUUCGGGGGCGUCGGAAUUCGUGGCUGGACCCGGAAAAGCUGACUGACAAGGAACUCCUCAUCUGCUCCGGAACACUACCGGCGAUAGCACUAUUGGGGGGGAAAUUGGGCGCGGUAGCGAUCGACUGCCUUCGGCCUGUGCAGUGGCGCGAUAUCUCGGUGGCCAAGAAUGUUGGUCUUGCUGACAACACGAAGGAGAAAAUUGAAAAGGUUAUGAAUGUCACCAAGACCAGUUUCGGUCAUCAGGAAUCGACGGUCAUCCUUUUCCAUGGUGAUACCAACUCGGGAAAGAAAUGGACUGUCGAGGUCAUUGCGGAAGAGUUGAGACGCCCUGUCUUUAAUGUAUCGCCCCUCUCCAAUCCUCAAAGUUCCCCAUCGAAUUGGACCUAUGAAUUUUGUAAUCGGUGGGGAGCUAUUAUGUACAUCCAAGAGCCUAUCAACGCCAUGGUAGAUAGAGGUAGGCAUGUACCACCCAUCCACUUUAUCGGGCUCGAGUGCUUGGCGGACGACUUGCGAAAAUUGAAGGGAGUCAUGUGCUUCAUCACAACAUCGUAUGCUCAAUGGGUCCGAUCCGAGUUUUGGCCAUCCGUAAUGCUUGGAGUCAAGUUCGAGAAAGCUGGACCCAAGGGAGCAACGUUAAUUUGGUCUAACAUGGUCGCGCAAGCCGGGGUGGAGCUCUCAGACAAGGAAAUCCAGUCAUUAGCAAAAGGAGAGUUUGGAAUCUCACAGAUCAACAGCGUGGUGAAACUAGCACUGAGACUGGCUGAGAGCGAGAGAAGCAAACCAGGUCUCGAGCAUUUUGAAAGGGCGCAGGAGAUGCGAAACGAAUUCCUUCAGGGUACGGGGAUUGAACAAGACGUGACUCUUUACUCUUGA